UCUUGACCAGUCUCAACCUGUCUCGACUGGUCUGAAUCAGCCCAUCUAAUUAAAUUAAAUAUUGAUCUUACAAAAUUCCAGGUUAUUUGGUAGUUGGUUCGUUGCUGGGAAAUUAAAGAAGUAAAUUAAUAGUUUUCAGAUGCAUCGAGUGAAAGGAGCAGGUCUCCAACAUCUGAACUUAGCUCUGACAAUAGAAACAACCCUGUCAGCCUAUGGAGCGAAAACAGAAGAGAGGUCGUGGAAGAGGCAGUGGACGCGGACGAGGCAGAGGUCAGGCGAGAGGCAGCAGAAGAGGCAGAGGUCAGGCGAGAGGCAGCAGAAGAGACAGAGGAAGUGGACAAGGAAACAGAACCCAGCUUCAAUAAGUCAACAGAGAAAGCAGAAUAGCUCAGCUUGAGAAUAGAGUCAAUUCGAUGUUUAUUGAUGACAUGCGGGAUCUAAUCAAACGCAUAUCAAAGGCACAGCCCAGUUUCCUUCUGAACAUCCUAGACAAUUCAAAUGUUGGCAAUGGGCAGCCAGCUGGACCAGCUGAACCAGAACCACCAAAACCAGACCAGCCAUCAUGGUGCUCCUGCUCUAAUUGUAGAGAGAUGCCAACACAGCAGGAGAGGCUGUGUUGCAAAAGACAGCCAUUGAAUUGCCAUUCAAGGUUACCGGAUUUCCAGCAAUGCGUUCUGGAUGAACUUGUUUUGGAGCUGGCAAUCCGGUACUGGAAUGAUUUUCUGGCACAGCCUGAAGAUGACAAUUACAACAUGUGUCAUCGCCAUGCUGCCUACAGGCAGUAUAUCCUAUAGAUACAUGGAUAUUUGGGGGCCGGCAACAGGAGGGUUAUACCGAGCUGUUGUGUUUGGAGAAUUAGGGAUAAGUAUCCCGAUGGUACUGGCCAGUAUGUUGGAUUUGUUGGUUGCAGACUUGGCUAA
Messenger RNA from Mytilus californianus (California mussel), 920 nucleotides. Its product is annotated as P2X purinoceptor 7-like. Lineage: Eukaryota; Metazoa; Mollusca; Bivalvia; Mytilida; Mytilidae. The record is from RefSeq and is a predicted model, not a curated record.